This is a messenger RNA of Penicillium manginii, 825 nucleotides long. Its product is annotated as dihydroxyacetone kinase 2. Lineage: Eukaryota; Fungi; Ascomycota; Eurotiomycetes; Eurotiales; Aspergillaceae. Gene Ontology annotation, molecular function: glycerone kinase activity. The transcript has a single exon. Bases 1 to 825 code for a protein of 274 amino acids. Gene Ontology annotation, cellular component: cytosol. Gene Ontology annotation, biological process: glycerol catabolic process. The record is from RefSeq and is a predicted model, not a curated record.
AUGCUUGAGCAUGCAGCAUCCGCAAAGGGCACUCUGAUCAUCGUUAAAAAUUACACUCGGGACAAGCUGAACUUCGGGUUAGCUGCAGAACGCUUUAAAGCCUCUACUGGAAACAAUGUCAAAAUUGUUCUAGUUGCCGACGAUGUAUCAGUCGGGCGCUCCCGAGGUAUAUUGGUCGGUCGGCGCGGCUUAGCAGGUACCGUCCUCAUCCACAAGAUUGCGGGAGCAGCAACAGAACGAGGGAUAGAGCUCGAGGAAAUCGCAAGCCUCUGUAGCCUUGUCACGGAAAACAUGGGAACUAACGGUGUCUCAUUGGGACCAUGCAAUGUCCCCGGACAAAAGGCUCUGGAAAGACCCCAGCACUGGAUUGAGCUUGGAAUGGGCAUUCAUAACGAACCUGCAAUUUCGAAAUUUCCUCCAGAUACCAUGAUUGAUGUGGUCAUUGAGAAAAUGCUUCACACCAUUUUGGAUGCCGAUAACAAGGAGCACGGAUACUUUCCAAAUGACACGGGGAAGGAGGGAAACAGCGUUGUUCUGUUAAUGAAUAAUUUAGGUGGUCUGUCAGUAAUUGAGAUAGGAGCUUUGACUUCGAUGGUGACUACUCAAUUGAAGACCAGGUACAAUAUUGUGCCAUGUCGAACAUAUACUGGCGCCUUUUUGACUGCUCUGGAUGGACGUGGGUUUAGUAUCUCUUUGCUUGACAUAGAUAGAUCCGUCGAGGCUACAACAAUACUACUCGGUUUACUUGAUGAUCAAAUCACCGCAAAUGAGUGGCCGGGAUCGAUCCCGGCUAGUGACUGGAUGCUAUAUUCAGAACCGAGAUAA